AAGUCCUAUGCGAUCAACGACAUGACAAGGAAACCUGCGCUGUUCAUUAUCACAGUGCCCAUCGAAAGAAUCCAACAAAGGAAACCCAUCUUUUAAGUUUCUGAUAGCAAAUAUAGCUCAGUUGAGCUCUGAUCCAUCUGAUGAAUAUUAUAUCUGUGCCCUUACUCUGUAGCUUCUUAUAAAUCUCGUCUUUCAACCGAGGAAAGAUAAAUAAAUACUUGCUCGAUCUCUUAGCUCGUAAGUUCCACCUCAACCCCCCACCCAAAAAAAAAAGAAGACAAAUCCAAGUGCAGAAUCUGAUUGGAGAAGGAGAACAAGAAGCAGCUUCGCAUUACUGGCCCCUCUAUUUGAGCCUCUCCGUUUGCAAACUUAGAAGCUUUUCCCUCAAUCAAAUUUUGCUUUUUGUGGGGCUAUGAGGAAGAGGGAGAGAGAGAACCCUUGUGGGGUUUGUGGCCAUUAUCAUAAAUAUGAAGAAGGAGAGGUCUGUGGGGUUUGUGGCCACCGGAUUCCGGCUACCUCAGAGAAAACUUCGGUUCAAGUUAGCGCCUUUCCAUCGGAGAUCUUGCCCGAGUUUCUGUAUUUAGGUAGCUAUGACAACGCCUCGAGGUCCGAACUUCUCAAGACUCAGGGAAUCUCUCGUGUUCUCAAUACGGUACCUGCCUGUCAAAAUCUCUACAAGAACUCGUUCACCUAUCACUGCCUCCAGGACGACAAGACUUUGCCUUUCGAUAAUGCAAUUCAAUUUUUAGAGCAAUGUGAAAGGGACAAAGCUCGUGUUUUGGUGCAUUGCAUGUCUGGAAAAAAUAGGUCACCAGCUAUUGUAAUAGCCUACUUAAUGAAGUCCAAAGGAUGGAGACUUGCCCAAAGUUAUCAGUGGGUGAAAGAGCGGAGACCAUCUGUUGAAUUAUCUGAAGCUGUAUACCAGCAACUGCAGGAGUACGAGCAGAAGAUCUUUGGAUCAAUUGGUAUUGGCAACCCAGUCCCAUCAGUCUUUGCACCAGCCGGUUUGCCUUCAUUUAGCUUUGGCUUCCCAAAGAUUAACGAUCCGGUUGCCAUUCCCGCUUUCAGCAAUGUUGGUGCUACCUCCAUCUUUACUCGUCCUCCUUUAGACAUUCCUCCACACGAAUUUACUUUUGGAGCUAGCCAGAUUCAAAAGAAUAAUGAUAGUACACUGAACCCAAACGGGAGUGAUAUUCAAAUGGAUGGUUCUUGAUUUUCUUUUCUUCUAUCCUUUGCGAGAUGAAGCCAAGCUUGGUCAGAAGUUAAAUCAGCCUGCCCUGACAUAUGAGUUUCUUCUUAACACGUGGAUGUAAAGUGGGAGUAAAAUACGCGAAUGUUUUUGUUUGUAAGAUUUGACAUGUUCGCAAAUUGUGGAUGCCUUGUCUUCUCCAGUCUAAUUUUCAAAAUUGCAAUGAUCUGAUCUCAUUGCUAAUAUUAUACAAGUGAUACAAGAGGGUAUAUCUAUCUUCUCCUGA
Juglans microcarpa x Juglans regia is the source of this 1475-nucleotide messenger RNA. RefSeq names its product protein-tyrosine-phosphatase IBR5. Gene Ontology annotation, cellular component: nucleus. The transcript has 6 exons. Gene Ontology annotation, molecular function: protein tyrosine/serine/threonine phosphatase activity; MAP kinase phosphatase activity. The record is from RefSeq and is a predicted model, not a curated record. Gene Ontology annotation, biological process: protein dephosphorylation; negative regulation of MAP kinase activity; abscisic acid-activated signaling pathway. The coding region runs from base 413 to 1213 and encodes 266 amino acids. Lineage: Eukaryota; Viridiplantae; Streptophyta; Magnoliopsida; Fagales; Juglandaceae.